CGCAGCUCGCCGCCGGCGCGGACCGCCAUGCCUUCCUGGGUCAUUGACCGGUACGGCCGCAACGAGGUGCUGCGCUUUACCAGGGACAUGGCGCUGCCCGCCAUACGCUUCCCCAACGAGGUGGUGAUUAAAGUGCACGCCGCGAGCCUGAACCCCAUAGACCUUAGCAUGAGAAGUGGUUAUGGUGCCACUGCAUUGAAUAUGAAGCGGGAUCCCCUGAAACUGAAUAGUGUGGAGAAUGAAUUUCCACUAACGCUUGGUCGAGAUGUGUCUGGUGUAGUUAUGGAAUGUGGACUAAGUGUGUCUUAUUUCAAACCUGGAGAUGAGGUAUGGGCAGCAAUUCCUCCAUGGAAACAAGGCACUUUGUCAGAGUUUGUUGUAGCUAGUGGAAAUGAGGUGUCUUUUAAGCCCAAGUGUCUCAGUCACACGGAAGCUGCUUCCUUACCAUACGUAGGUCUCACAGCAUGGUCUGCAGUUAACAAUGUUGGAGGACUGAAUGACAAAAAUUGUGGUGGGAAAAGAGUAUUAAUAUUAGGAGCUUCAGGAGGAGUUGGUACGUUUGCUGUACAGCUAGUGAAAGCCUGGGGUGCUCAUGUUACAGCAGUUUGUUCUAAUGACGCCAUCAUUCUGAUGAAAAAGCUUGGAGUGGAUGAUGUGAUUGAUUACAAAUCUGGAAAUUUGGAAGAGCGACUUAAAACGUUACCUUUAUUUGAUUUCAUCUUAGAUAACGUUGGUGGAUCCACUGAGAAGUGGGCUCUAGAUCUCCUAAGGAAAUGGUCAGGAGCAACAUAUGUUACCUUAGUAACACCUUUCUUAAUCAAUAUGGACAGACUUGGAGUGGCUGAUGGCAUGCUACGAACGGGAGUCACUAUUGGUUCCAAAACUGUAAAGCAUCUAUGUAAAGGAGUUCAUUAUCGGUGGGCGUUUUUUAUGCCAAGUGGCCCAUGUUUGGAUGAAAUAGCAGAACUGGUUGAUUCUGGAAAGACAUCUUAAUUUUGGGAUUGUGUGAGAUGUGACUAUGACAGCAAUUGGGGAGCUGCUGGAAAAGAGAGAGAGCGCCGUUUUUCAGGAAAGUCAUGAGGGGGGGGAUUCUCUGUUGUGAUCAGUGGGAUAAACUUAUAAAAGAGGGUAAUUAAAAAGAGCUAAUGGUUUAAAGAGAUGCUGUUACAUAAAGUGAAGCUUUGAAGAGCAUGUCCCUGAAGCAGAUACAGAUUAUAUUGAUUUGACAGCGUUUUAUUUUUUUUCUUCUAGUCCUUUUGCAAAAACACAGAUCUUUGGUUCUAACGUGUUCCAUAAUUUUCCUUUGCAAAAGCAGUAAUGGCAGGUGACAGAUAAGCAAAAAGGUCAUUUUGUUUAAAGAUACUUGGUUUUCACACAGAUGAGUUUUGCAGCAAGGAAAUCUAUUUUUUAAACAGAUUCCUUUUUAUGCAGGGCUGUCUUUUUUAAUGGGGUGGAGAAGGAAGGGAUUUGAGGGGCUGGUAUGGCACGGAGGAAGGAGAAUCAUUUUCCUUUUUUAACUUCCUGCACGUUAACACAAAUCUGGGGAUUGUAAAAAAAACAGUGCUGUUUUCCUCCCAUGAGCUGUUUUCCCUGUCUUGCUGCUGAGCAUCUUGCUAAGAGACUGAAGGGCUUAGAGUCUGCUGGAACAGCAGUGGGCAAGGAGAAAAACAAAUAUUUCCUUGUCACAUCUUAGAGAUACUGGUUAUUUUCUAAACUGCUGUGAUGUCCCUGCUGCAGGUUGCACUCGGCCAGUUAAUUACUAGCCUGUAAGGGUUGGUUUAACUUGGGCUCCAUCAAAUUAGCUGAUGAAGUGCAUGUCAGAAGCUAGGGAUCUCUUUCCGUGGCAGAACACUCCUUAUGAAUUAUAAGGUUCUAAUCGAAAGACAACUAAAAUCAAUAGAGCCUUUGGUUCAGGACAUAAAUUUGCUUCAGCCAGCAGACUGCCAGCAUCAUCACUGGCCGCUGCUGCCGGGUUAAACCGAAAGGCUCAUCGGAGACUAGUUUGAUGUACUUGUGAUUAAGUGUUGUGAACCUAACUGACAAGACUGACAGUCUUGGUUUUUUGCUUCUUGCUUAAUGCUUAACUUUUUGUUUCUUACUAAUGAUGUGCUGCUUGGUCCUUGGUGGAAAAUACACCAAGUUAUACAUGCUGUGUAGGUUUGUAGAAAACCUGUGACUUGUAAUUGAGCACUUUGCCUAUUAUAAAGCCUAGUGGAGGAAGGCAGCUCUCCCCUUUACUAUACUAAUGAGUUUCUUGAGCCUACGUAUGUCGUAUGUUAUUGCUAGACUGUUAGGGUGUGGGUUAAUGUGCAGCCCAAAAGAAAUUUGAAAUUCUCAUUUUAAUUAGGUGCCUUUUAAUUGUGCUGUAAGCAUAUGCGCGCAGUAUUUCUGCUGGCUUCUCUCUCCUUCAGAGAAAAGUUGCAUCAGAUGGGCUGCCAAGUGAAAGUUGAUUUCACAGAAGGAGGGCUAAGGCAAGAAGUGAAGUCUGUGCUCGUGAAAUUAAUAGAUCAUUCUGUGUUGUUUCUCCUUUCUAGGUAUAUGUUACAGCACAUAGACAUACAAGAGAAGCAAUUGCGUGCCUAUAUUAAUGUAAUUUUGUUAGUAGUAUCAGUUAUACUUUUUGCCGAAGACACUAUAGAUGCUUUGGACUUAGAGGCCUACUUUUGUGGAUUGGAAGACAGGACAUGCUCACUGUUCAUUGGCUCUGCUCUCAUCUUCCUGUAUGGUGCUGUACAAAUCGCAUAAUCUUUCUGUACCCUGAUUUCUCUGUCUGCUAAUGAAGGCUAAUGUCACUUAUCCAUCUUUGGAUGCUGUCCUCUGAGAUUUCCUGUUAAAAUGUAGAAUGUAAUUGUUUUCUACUGCUAGUCUUUACUGUGCAGGAAGCAAAUAACACAAAUGAAUAUGGUCAUCUCCUUUGA
Messenger RNA from Struthio camelus australis, 2918 nucleotides. It is a transcript of the gene RTN4IP1, whose product is annotated as reticulon 4 interacting protein 1. Gene Ontology annotation, molecular function: zinc ion binding; oxidoreductase activity. The record is from RefSeq and is a predicted model, not a curated record. Gene Ontology annotation, cellular component: mitochondrion. NCBI's taxonomy places the organism in Eukaryota, Metazoa, Chordata, Aves, Struthioniformes, Struthionidae.